GAAAGCAUUGAUAUGAGAAUGGUGUUUAAAUUAUGACGAUUUUAUUCACACCUGCUUAAUUUAUGUCCUAUUAACAGUAUAAAUUGAAGAUUUAUGUGGCACUAUAUGCGGAAGUUGCAAUUAUAAAGGAACAAAUAUGGUUGUUGGCAAUUAAUGGCCGACCUCAGUGGCCUACUUCCAUCCUUCAACACACUUCAAGGAGCGCCGACAAGUUCCAAGAAAAAAGCAAGGUUUUGUAUCGAAAAGUCUUGCAGAGUCAUCAUGUAGGAGUUCAACAUAUUCUUUAGAUUCAUUUUGUGACAAGCAUAAUAUUCUAGUAUGAUUGAUGCGGUGAUUGAUGGAAGCAAGGGCCUCAAGUUUCUUUGCCAUCGGAAAGUGCAGUCAUGGAAGGACAGCAAGUCGCAGGGAGCAACAGCCAGUCAUUACCCUUGGCUAUUGGAUUGGACGGCCCAUCCUUGCUUUCAAACUUAAUGUCAUCUGUGACAUCGGAUUCACAGAACAAUAUACCACUAAACUUCCUGGAAAUACCCCUGAGCUUGUCGAAUCUGAAUGGGUUUCAGCCUACUGUAAAUAACAUAACGUUCUCUUCAGCAGAGCCUUUGAAUGGCUUAUCGGAUUUAGCCAUGUACAAAAUGCCGGACACUGGGUUCUUAAACGACUUGAGCGGCAGUGGCGAGGCCAAGUCCCCUCUGAGUGUGCUGGUAACUUCAGACAGCCUGAGUGGGGCCGGGCCAAGCAGCCCCCUCAUUGCCAUGAUCACCAGCCAGCCGAGUAUGUCCAGUCUGCCCUUUCAGUCAGUUGUCAGCGGUGGGGACAAGAUGCUGAGUGCUGCCAACACACUCAAUCUCAAUGACCCCGAGAUCCUGGGGGACUCGGCCUUUGACUCAAACCCUACCACGGGGCUGUCGCAGUUUGAUGACGGGCUGUUGUCGAGCCUGGGUAGUGCUGGGCAGGGAAUGAGGCUCGGGGAUGGGCCCACCGGAUCUCAUUUCAGCCUGUUUGAUGAUGGCGUGGGCGAUACACUGUCCCUGUCUCCACAGCCGUUCCCUGACGCAGGUCUCAUGUCAGAGUCCCCAUCUGUGCUGGACACAGGUUUAAUUCCUUCCCAAAAUUCGGACUUGAUGGACAGUAAUACCAGAAUGCAGCAGUCAUCAGGCAAGAAGAAUGCUCCUGUUACGACUGUUGCCCAAGAUAUGAAUGCUUCGGGCUCCAAGUUUGGCAUGUCACAGUGCAAUGUUUGUGCCAAGACCUUCAGUAACAUUGGUGCCCUGGCUAAACACAAACUCACACACUCGGACGAGAGGAAAUAUGUCUGCAAUGUCUGCUCUAAGGGUUUCAAGCGCCAGGAUCACUUGAAUGGUCAUCUGAUGACCCACUUGGACAAAAAGCCCUUUGAGUGUAAUCUCAGCGGUUGUGACAAGGGAUACUGCGACGCCCGCUCAUUACGGCGCCAUCUGGAGCAAUAUCACCAGCUGGACCCAGACACGGCGCAGAGCCACGCUCAAGCCAGCAUGGCUGCCGCUGGCAUACCUCCGCCCGCUGGACGGUCUUCUUCCAAAAACAAGUCCGGGGAGUCGCGGGGCAAGCAGCUGAGCUCUCCGGUGUACAGUCCCGGAUCUGCCACACCCACGCCGAGCCCAGGGUCAGCUGGGGCUGGAAAUGUGUUUCACUUUGACCAGCAGCAGCUGAAGUCAAGUCAGCAGCAGAAACAGCAGCAGGAACUUCUUGUUCAACAAAUCCACCAAAGGGAGAAACUGUUGUUGCAACAGCAAAAACAGCAGCAGCAGCAACAGAAGGCUCAACAGGAAGAGCAGAAAGUACAGAUUAGACAUUCACCCCAGCAAAUGCAGAUACAGCUCCAACAGCAACAACAAUUGCAGCAGCAGCAACUACAACAACAGCAACAGCUGCAGCAGCAACAACAGCAGCAGCAUCAACCAGCAGAUAUGUUGGCAGUGAUUCAGCAAGUGCAGCAGCUGCAGCAGCAACAGAAGAAGUCAGGAGGAGGUGGCAAGGAAGUGGUUUCUGCGAGCCAACAGGAUGUCUUGUCUUGGGGAGACAAAGCAGCUGUGUAUACAUUUGUGGGCACACCAACAUCCAAUGAGCAGUCACCAGCCUCCCACAGUGACCAGUCGCCCAGUGGCAUGGUGGUGCCCGCAGAGCUGACAGCCAAGAGCCCUGUGUCUCCUGCCAAUGCCCAACCCACACCCACCACGCGACCUGUCUGGUAUGGUAGCCCACCGGAAACUACAAACAAUCCCCCUGCAAAACCGGAGGAACCUCCAAAGACUCAGGCCUACUGCUCCACCUGUGACCGCUAUUUUAAGAACUCCUCUGCUCUCAAUGGACACAUGCGUUGUCAUGGUGGUUUCUUGAAAAAACCUGGGAAGGACAAGGACGGGAAGAAAUCCCCCAUGAGAAAAUCCACCGCCCCCUCUGACAUGGGCCCCCCACUGCGUCGACCACCCCACACGUCUACUCCGUCUCCUCAGCCUGGAAUGGCGCGCAACAGUCCCACAAUGCCUGGCGCCAGCUUCUCCCCGUCUGCUCUGGGUCCCCUCACCCCCACACAGACUUCGGUAGAGUCCCCCUCGGGUAUAGAACUACUGAACACAACUUCUGCUUCCGAACAGCUAACCCAAAACCCCCAGUUUUCAGUGGAGCCCAAACUCCCUCAGCAAAAGCACAGACAGCUUCAGGAGCAGCUCUCUUCUCACAUACUCAAGCGCAGGAUCUCAGGGGAACAGCAGCAGCGGCGACAGCAGCAGCAGCAGCAGCAACAUCAGCAACAACAACAACAGCAGCAGCAGCAGCAGCACCAGCACCAGCUGAAACAACAACAGAACCAGCAGAAUCAGCAGCUGCAACAGUUACAGUCAAAUCAGGAACAAAUGAGACUACUAGAGGAACAUUUCACAGUGCAGCAGCAACAGCAGCAGCAGCAACAACAAGGCUUACAGCUGCUGCCUGGUCAAGUGGUGAACUCUGUGUCCAAUUCGAUGGGGCUAGACGUGGGAAUGUCAAAACCUGCCUCACCGCAGCAAGGGGAGCACAUACAGAGGCUGGUACAGAGCUUCCAACAGGUGGAAGAACUGCAUCGACAACAGCAGGAACUGCCAGAACUGAGCGCGGAGGAGUUAGAGCAGAUUCGCCUGCAGCACAAGCUCCUGGGUCUACCGCCGCUCAAUCCCAAGCAGGUGCAGUUCCAACUGCAGGAACAGCACCAGCAACUUAGGCAGGCCCAGCUGCGCGAACAGCAGAUUCAGCAGCAGCAGGAGCAGAGCCUCCAGCCCAUGGAGGCGGGAACUCUGGUGAUGGCGGCCUCGCCUCUCGAUCAGGGCUCGCAGGGUGCGGCCAGCAUCGCCGCUCAGCCCGGAGGCGCUCUGGUGCAGCUUAACGGCCCCACCUCGGAGUCAGACGCCCGUGCAACGGCCUCUUCUCUCCCGCCCCAGGCCCUGCAGCACAUUCUGGCUGGCCUUGACCCCUCGGUGGUCACCGCGGCAGGUAUCUCUGUGGCUGACCAGCAGCAGCUGUUGGCUCAGCUUCAGAAACAGCCACUGCCGCAGCAACAACAGCAGGAGAUGGUCGGCGUGCAGAUGCAGUCUCAGGGCGGAGCCAUCACGUUCAGCAGUCAGCCAACUCUAGUCUCUGGGCUGCAGGUGGGCAGCCUCCCACAGAUCCUCCUCCAGCCGCCUGACGCUGACGACCUGAGCGGCGUCCCGACCAUCUCCAUCCCAGAGGCGGUGGUGCUGGGCGGGGACGCCGCUGACCACCACCAGCAGCAGCAGCUGCAGCAGCUCCACUCGGGGCUGAUGGAUGCCACGUCGCUGGACCCUUCGGUGACCGCUGCCGUCUUGGCAGGCAGCGACGCCCUUGCCCCACCCCACCUCGGCCCCGCCCAGCUCCAGUCCUCCAACAACAGUAACAUGCAAGGCUUCAUUGGUCUGCAUAAUCCUUCUGCUCAACAUUUAGAGGCCCUUCCGUCACAGCCCCAACUCGGUUUCACUCAACUCAGGGAAAACAGCGUGACCCAAGGCAGCAGCACUCGCAUCAACAGUAUCAGCAGCAACAGCAACACCACUACCGUCAACAACAGCAUUCAGGCUGAGGCAAGCUCGUUUCUCAACUCCACGGCCCCCACUCGCAGCUCCCAGAUGUCCAAGUCCUCGUCUCCGUCCAGCACGGCAUCGCAGAACACGGACGCGGCAGUGGCUCAGAUUUUGAGGAACAUCAGUCAUAGUCUGGCAGCCAGUGCUGCGGGGAAUGCCCUCGACUCCACCACUGGGCACCAGACUCUCUCAGAAACUGGCACUUCUUCUGUGGCGCCGUCGCCUGCAGUUGCCAUGGACUCCACAGAGAUGCGUCGUGGAUCCAGCGGUUGCGGUCUGCCUGGGUUGAAUAAUUCUCUGAACCUGCAGCCUUCCUAUCCGUCAUAUCAAAGCUACUCCUCUUCGUUCUCGAAACCGUUCAAAGACUCAAUCAAACAAGAUGUGAUGCUUUCUUCCACGGUCACAUCGGACGGGAACCACCUGUCUUUGUCGUCAUCGGACAUCCUGGCCAGAGAUGAUGUGCCUUGUGCCCCAAGGCCGGCCAAAAUCCCCAAGAACGAUGCAGCGAGCAAGCGGAGACUGUCCGAGGACCUGGAUUCGCACCGCAAGAGCUCCACCCUUUCCAGCCUGCAUCGCUCUCACACGUUGGGGGUCAACCCGAACUCGGUUCUCGUCUCACCCCUAGAAGUGGAAGGUCUGAGCCCGGGUAGGGUUCGAGUCCGCAGUAAGUCGGGCGAUAUCAACAGCUAUAAAGCACUGAGCACGAAAAGUGCAGAGCACUCGUCUGGCCGGACACUUAGUCUGACUGAAGACUCGUUGUACCGUGGGGGCCGACGGUGGGAUGGGACAUUCAUAAGGGAUGGGAGAGGGUCGCACCAGGACCACGAUCUUUUUACUCAGUCCGACGGUGCUGGAGUGUUCAGGAACCCCGGCCAUCUGCCUAGCCCACUGAAAAUCAAACGUAAGCAUCGACCGGCGCCUCUUUACAUCCCACCUCAGUUUGGAAUCUUCCAGAGCCGUUUGAGGUCUCCUCGAGUCAUUGGCAAAGAUGGCCACCUCACGACGGAAAGGGGUAAAGGUCACACACCGCCCCCGUACACCCCUCCGCCUAUGUUGAGUCCUUUCAGAAGCGGCUCGGGAUUGUUUUGCACUCUCCAGUCGGCUCCUCCCAUCACGCCCAAGUCAGCUCCAGAGUGGGGCAAAAUCUCACUCAGCCGAAGAGGAAGUCAAAACAGUGCAAAGCUUGAGAAUGCGGAAGAGCCCUUUGUCGGCCAAGCUGAGGAAGCAGAGCCAGCUACAGAGACAGAGGCUCACAUAAACCUUGGUCCGGAGUAUCAGGCUGUGUUGCCGGAGUUGAGAAACAAAUCCGAAGUUCUCCUGCGCAGCCCUGAAGAUAGUUACAAACGUAAACUUUGGGACCCUUCCUCGGAAACAGACAGCUCUGAUGCUCAAUUGCAAUGCUACCAGGAGUUCUCCUGCACAGCGGCGGUCAAGGGCAACGGCUGCAAUGUGGAGUACGCUCUACACCUGCUGCACCUGGCCAAGGGAAACAUCAGUGAAGCCAUGUUGAUGCUGAUGGGGGAUCCGCCUGUGUUGCCUGCCAGUCACCCGAUGGUCAACUACAAGUAUCAAGAGUCCGAUUCCUGGAACUCUAAUGAAAUGGAAAGUUUCUACAAGUCCAUCAUGGUGCAUGACAAGGAUUUCUUCAAAGUGGCAGCAGAUGUGGGCAGCAAGUCAGUGAAGCAGUGUGUCCAGUUUUACUACGUGUGGAAAAAAGUCUGCCCUGACGACUAUCGGCGCCUGCGGCUGGCCCGCAACAAGCAAGGGGACUACAACACGCGCCGGCAGGCUGAACGGGUGGCCGCAGCUGCUGCUGCUGUUGCUGCGGAGAAGGCAUUACAACAGCAACAGCAAAACGUGCCGACUACAGAGACACAGCCUUUGCCCGUGAAGCAGGAAACCGUUGCGGAGGAGCCAGGAGAGGGGGUAGAUUCCGACAAUACCAGUGGAGUGUCGGAAAAUGAUGACAGCCAAGUCACAGCUGAGAUGAGUCAAGUGACCCCAUCCACGGCCAGCUCCACUCCCACACACAUUGAGUCGCCCAGCCCAGUUCCUCCCCGAGCUUUUCACUGCACGUACAAAGGCUGUUCAGUGACGUUCACCUCCAAACACAACUUGAAACGCCACAUGCGCAAACAUCAGGAGAAAGCGGCGGCAGCAGCAGCAGCGCAGACAGUGGCCGUGGCUACGCCUCAGCGUAAGCCACGGCCCAGCACCCCUAGCCGUUCUCCCGUGUAUGACGAGUUUGGAGAGGAAAUUUUCCCCUGCAGACUUUGUGGCAGGGUGUUUGCAAAGGUGAAAAGCCGCAGUGCUCACAUGAAGAGCCACAAGAUUGCUGAGCAGGCACAGCAGGAAAGGAAGGCUGUUGAGGAAAGGAAGGCUGUGGAGGCCCCCUCGGCCACUUUUGGAAGUACGUAGGCGGUAUCCUCAUCUAUCUGUUCUUGGCUAAGCUCGACUUCUCAGAAGAUUGUGACUUUCGACCCAGGAUUUGCAUUUAUACUACACGACAGCAAGGCGUAGGCUGUCCUGUUUGUUACUGGAAUUUUCACAUUGAUGGACCUCCGCCAUUCAUGAUAUGGGUGAUAAGACUGGAAUUUUUCACUGUGCAUAGACUUUGAAAGCAAAAAUGAAGUUGUGUGCUAGUGCAGAGAGAUGUUGCCUGUUUGCACACCGAGUGGGUCAACAGAUGAUGUUGUCAACACAAGUUUCGCCAAUUUGCGGUGUUCUUACUGCCUGGAAACUAUCGUAGGACUUUUGCUAAAGUUGAUUGUUGUUGUCAUCAGAGAGUAAAGUUUGCGGAAUUGUUUCUGCUCUUGUAGUAAAAGUACUCUGAUAGUUUGUUCCUAGUUUUAAAGCGAAUCAGUUCUAUUUUUGGCGAAAUUUGUUUGUUUUUCAAGUGAAACUUAUGGAAGUGUAAAGACGUACGUUUAAUUUGUCAAUUUGAUCAUAUAAUGUGUUUUUUCACUGUUAUGAGUAGGUACACAAAGCUGCUUUCUAAAUUCAGGUCAUGAUGUCUGCGCACUCCGUGUGUAUUCUGGUCAGGGUUUCUGUGGUUCACUUUUUGAAGAAGGCAGAGCGUGUAAAGGGUGGCUGGAUGGAGUAAGUGUGUAAACACUUUGGGGACUAGGCGCUGUGAUUGACAAUGACGACCAGCCACAUCAGGUGGUGAAAUUUCUGUGCCAUGGGUGGAAGAACUAGGGCAUUUAGUGCAAACUUUAGUCUCCUCAAGUUUUCAGAUGUUUAUUCCUAGUAGGUGAAUGCUACUAUACUUGUGGAUAUAGUAAGAUGUGACAUUGACGACGUCCAAGUUGCAGCACUUUCUCCCAAGUUUUCUUUUGGAAGGUUACUUGUUUGGGUUUUUUUGGUGUGUUUUUUUUUUUUACAAGUUGCGAGAUUUUCAAUAUUGUACUUGCGCCAGUAGACUUAUUUUUUUGUACACUCAGAUGUAAUUUCUAUCAGAAUGUGUAAGUAAUACAGGAUUGUGCAGUUGAAGACUUUUGCAGGAAUGGCAUUUUCAAAAUGUUGUACUCAAGUGGACAGAUAAGCUCAUGUUGUUCGUUCUUCGAGAGGAGCUAUCAUUCUUUGGACAUUUUCCUUCCUGGCAGUUGCCACGAUGAACUGAGGAGAAAAACCCUUGUGUUACAGCUUUGCAACUUUCUCAUUGAAGGUGAGAAGAAAGGGGGGCUGUAGGUCUGUGGUACUUUGAGAGGUUCCGGUUGUAGUCGGUUCUCCGAGAGUUUUAUUCUUGAAUAUGUGCAGUUAAGUUUCUCUUUCUCUGCGACCUGUGCCUGGAUUUUUGCGUCACUGCGGUUUGGAGUUGGCAGGUCAAAGUUCACAGGUCAGCAAGUGAAAGAGGACUGAGAACACAGUGCAUCAUCCCAUGAAGGCAGCAGUGGGGCUUGUGUGUGUGUGUGUUUCGGGGUGUGUGUGUUGCGGAUGUGUAUGGGGGUGUGUGCAAAAUAUGAGGGCCUAGAUUAAUGUACCUUGUCUUAACUCAUUGAACAAUUUCUUUGCCAUUUUGCCAUAUGGGCGGUCGGGCACACAUAUUUGGUGAGCCACCACCCCCCCCUACCACCAUGUAUGCCCCAUCAAAUAAGGGUAAACCAUUUUCCUCAGCCAGGCUGUGUGUUUCUAGCUUUUCUUACAUCAUCUCUCAACCCUCCCCUUCAUAAUUUUUAUCUUUGCUAAGACUUGUGAAUGUCUUACUGACUGAUAUACCCCUACCUAUCGCCUCGAUUUCAUCAUUUUUCACAGUGUGGCCAUUAUCUUUGCAUAAUACUACAUACUUGUCAAUGGGUGGAAGCCCCUUGAGAUGAAAAAAAAGGCCAUGGUUGAAUUAGUGUUUUAUACAUGUUUGUUGCUUUUUCUUUUUUUUUCUCGUUUUCCAGAAAAUUUUAUCAGCAUGUAUAACCAUGUCUUUUUUAGAUAGCAAAGUUUAGCAUAUAGCAUAGAGUCUAACAAAGUUUUAUGUACAAUUGUAAAUAAUGCAUAAUGUUUCAUAUGUCCUGUUCCUUGGAUUUUGUUGAUGUACAACUAUACCUAAGGCAGAAAGAAUCCUAUUGACGUAAUCUCACACUUUUUUUUAUGUUAACUUCAGGGCAAACUGUUUGUGUCAUAACUCUUUCUGUGUGUUUGUGUUGAGAUACUUUUGGUAGAAAGUGUUGUUCUUUUUUGUAAAUCUUGUACUGGGUUGUAGAAAGUGUUAUACCGUUGCUGAACUUUGUGCGACAAGUGAGAUGGAAGCUUUGACUAAAUGUGUGGUCAGUCCAUUGUGAGGCUGGGUAUAGAAUCUAUAAGAAAGAUGGUCUUGUCUUGCUGUUAUGGAUUAUUGUUUGUAUUGCCGGUGGCAAUGGGAAAGGUACUUGGCAGAAAAAAGGUUUGUUGUGAUCUUGGUGUUACAGACCUUGUGUUGGCUGACGUUGGAUGAAGAAAAUUUGGCUUUGAUGUUCAUGCGACUGGAGAGAUAAAGAGAGAUGGCUGGCUGCAUGUGCAAGUGAAGCCAGACCUAGUGAUACAGGGGGAAACCACCCAGAUUGUUUGACAUUUUGUUUGUCCACAAGGCGUGUGAUAUAGAGAAGAUCCCCACAUUUUAGUGGAGACCAUUUUUUUUCCCCCCAGUGGGUUCCGAAAGAAAAAGAAGACUGACCAUGCUUAUUUGUUUUAAAACGACUCAAUUUUUUUAUGCAAGCAUUGACUGCUUCUAGUGUGUGUUGUGGUUGUUUUCGUGUGCGAGCGAGGAGUGAAGGGAGAAGAAAAAUAGUGUAUAUUUGGUCUUAGGGUGAGACUCCACAGUGUUUUCAUACCGCUAUUGCGGAAUGGAGGAAAUUGUUUCUUGGACACUGGUUUCACUUUUGGGGGGCUUGUGCACGUGUUAAUGUUUGAGAUGAUAUUUACUGGGUAUCAGGGUGCAUGUGUGUGUGUGUGCAUGCGUGUGUGUGUGUGCGUGCGUGUGCACAUGUCAAUGUCUGCUAACCUGGUGCCGGACUUGCUAGUGCCUCAAAUUGUUUGGUGUCUUUCUGCAAUGCUCUGCCCGCGUGCAAUGUUGUAAGCUCAGACUGGAAAACUACAGCCCAGUGGGCUCUGUGUGUCCCGCUCCGCUCUCUUGUUACACCCCCCUCCCCCUUGUGCUCAUCAUCCUUGUUUUGUACUGUUCGGUGCUGGAAAGAGCUCACUUCUUUUUGUCUCUGAUGCGUGCGUGCGUGUUCUCUGAGGUAUUGGUUUAGGGCUGCUUGAGUUGCUCUGAGUAGCACUCCUAUUUGCAGUUGCCUCAGCCGCCUGUGUGUACCUGUUGUUGUGUGUGUGUUCCCAUGAUCUCAAAGACGGCAUGUUUGGAAACUUGAAUUGUUUCAGUUCUUUCUGAACCAGUGGUUUUACAACAGGAGAGAUAGUUUUCUGCUCUUCUGUUUUUCUACUUUUUUAGCUAAACUUCUUUAAUUUGACAGGAAAUUAUAUCUUGAGCUUUGGAUGAAAUUUUACUGCGAAGAGCAUGUUUUCUUGCUUCCCUUCGUAUUUUCUAAUUUUAGAUGGAUUUCUUUGUAGUGUCUCUUAACUUAAAGUUUGAACUGUUUACCAGUUUGUUCUGCCAUUAUAUUUUCUUUGACUAAAUUAAAUGUGUGGUAGAUAGGACAACAUAGUUCGUCAUGUUUCAUUGGUUGUGCGAUUAGGAAAAUGGCUGGUCAUUGUUUUGCAGUUUAUUAAAAAAAA
Molecule: messenger RNA, 10313 nt
Organism: Aplysia californica (California sea hare)
Lineage: Eukaryota; Metazoa; Mollusca; Gastropoda; Aplysiida; Aplysiidae
Exons: 24
Coding region: 384-6527 (2047 amino acids)
Biological process (GO): regulation of transcription by RNA polymerase II; negative regulation of DNA-templated transcription
Cellular component (GO): histone deacetylase complex; transcription regulator complex
Molecular function (GO): transcription corepressor activity
Source: RefSeq, a predicted model, not a curated record